AUGGACCCACCGGAGCAAAGGGAGGUGAAGUACCGUGGCAUCCGCCGCCGUCCGUGGGGCAAAUACGCGGCGGAGAUACGAGACCCGAACCGAAACGGGGCCCGCAUAUGGCUCGGAACUUACGACACGGCCGAGGCCGCCGCCCGAGCCUACGACCGGGCGGCCUACGCCCUCCGGGGCCACCAGGCCAUCCUCAACUUCCCCAACGACGGCCAUUACCGAGACGGACCCCUGCCCGGAUUCCUCUCGGGCAGCAGCCGAGCGGGUUAUUCGGCUGCCCGCGGCGGUGGCGGGCAGCUGCACGACGAGAGGGUCAUCGAGUUCGAGUAUUUGGACGAUAAAUUGCUCGAGGAUCUUCUCGACGGUUCACAAUAG
Molecule: messenger RNA, 375 nt
Organism: Striga hermonthica
Lineage: Eukaryota; Viridiplantae; Streptophyta; Magnoliopsida; Lamiales; Orobanchaceae
Source: the annotation of a GenBank genome assembly